Gossypium arboreum is the source of this 2772-nucleotide messenger RNA. RefSeq names its product probably inactive leucine-rich repeat receptor-like protein kinase At5g48380. Lineage: Eukaryota; Viridiplantae; Streptophyta; Magnoliopsida; Malvales; Malvaceae. Gene Ontology annotation, molecular function: protein kinase activity; ATP binding; protein binding. The transcript has 3 exons. Bases 630 to 2474 code for a protein of 614 amino acids. The record is from RefSeq and is a predicted model, not a curated record. Gene Ontology annotation, biological process: protein phosphorylation.
UUAUAUAAACUAAUAUUGAAUGAAAUAUGUGAGCACGACGGAAAAUCACGAAUAGCGAGCUCUACGGUUAUCACUCACCCUCAGGAGUCGAGCACAGAUACUAAAAAGUCUUUGUCGUUUUUUAAGGUCAGUCCAGUCGUCCCCUCCAUAGCUUGGAAAAAGCAACAACCAAACAACUUAAAUUACCCAUUCCUUGUUUGACCCGAUCAAAUACCCCCCAAACCAACAAAAAAAGGAGACAGAUUUUCAAUCUUUAGUUCACACUCUUUUAACACAUAUCUCACUUCAUUUGUCCCUUUUUUUUUUCUUUUUCCUUUAGAACUUUUAAUUUUGUGUUACCAAAAUUCCAAUUAUGCUUUUGAAUAUUCAAACACGACGUAGACUUUGCCUAUUGGGGUCUUCCCUCUGAGUUUCUCUGUGGAAAAGAAGGAUGUUUCCUUGUAGUUUCCAUUACCCUUUUGCCUGUCCUUUGGUCUUCUUCUGUUAAAACUUGAGAAAUCUAAGGUUUAAAUGUCAAAAGAAGUAUGGUUUAGUGGAUUUGGCAUUUAAUAUCUGUUAAGCUUUUAGUAGCUAUACAAGUGGGUUGCUUUUAAUCCACCAUUUUAAGUUUCCAUUUGAGGGGUUUCUUCAUGAUCAUGGUGUUGCAUAGCCGAGUUUUUGUUCUUCUUGUCAGCGUUAUGGUUUUGUUAUUACUCGGCUGUACUUUGAGCUCUGCUACUAAGGAAGAUAUUGAUUGUUUGAAGAGCAUCAAAGCUUCGUUUGAGGACCCUUUGGGCUACUUGAAUUCUUCAUGGAAUUUCAACAACGAUACUGAAGGAUUCAUUUGUAGGUUUACAGGGAUUGAUUGCUGGCACCCGGAUGAGAACAGGGUUCUCAAUAUCAGGCUUUCUGAUAUGGGACUCAAGGGUGUGUUCCCUCGAGACGUUAAAAAAUGCAAAAGUAUGACAGGCUUAGAUCUUUCAAGCAAUAAGCUUUAUGGAAAAAUUCCAUCUGAUAUCGCUACACUAAUCCCAUAUGUCACUUCCCUUGAUCUCUCAUCUAAUAAUUUCUCUGGAGAAAUCCCAAAAAACCUUGCAAAUUGUAGCUUCUUGAACAUUUUGAACCUUGACCAUAACAAAUUGACGGGGCCGAUUCCUCCAGAGCUCACUUUGCUCAACAGGAUGAAAACGUUUACUGUAGCUUAUAAUCUCUUGACAGGGCCAAUUCCGGUUUUUAGGACCACGUAUUCGGUUGACAGUUUUACUAGUAAUCCUGCACUGUGUGGGAAGCCUUUGGAUCCAUGUCGGGAGACUACCAAGGGCACGAAGACUGGAGUGAUUGCUGGGGCCGCUGUUGGUGGGGUGACAUUUGCUGCAAUAGGUACGGCCAUUGUUCUCUUCUUCUAUUACCGCAAAGUAUCUGUCAUGAGGAAGAAGGAUGAUGAUCCAGAUGGAAACAAAUGGACCAAGAGCUUAAAGGGAGCUAAAGGCAUUAAGGUUUCCAUGUUUGAAAAGGUGGUUUCCAGAAUGAGAUUAAAUGAUCUUAUGAAGGCCACAAACAGUUUCCACAAAAAUAAUAUCAUCGGUUCAGGAAGAACAGGGACCAUGUACAUAGGAGUCCUUGAAGAUGGCACCUCACUACUGAUUAAGAGGUUGCAGAAUUCUCAACACUCUGACAAAGAAUUUUCGUCUGAGAUGGCUACCCUGGGAAAUGUGAAACAUCGUAACUUAGUUCCCCUUUUAGGUUUCUGUGUGGCGAAGACGGAGAGGCUGUUAGUUUACAGAUACAUGGCAAAUGGUACUCUAAAUGAUAACUUGCAUCCUGUAGAUGAUGCUAAGCAGGCUAUGGAGUGGUCCUUGAGACUUAAAAUUAGUAUAGGGGCUGCCAGAGGAUUUGCAUGGCUCCACCACAACUGCAAUCCCCGUAUUCUUCAUCGAAAUAUAAGCUCUAAGUGUAUCUUACUAGAUGCAGAUUUUGAGCCCAAAAUAUCUGAUUUUGGUCUUGCCAGGCUCAUGAACCCAGUUGAUACCCAUCUGAGCACCUUUGUCAAUGGUGAGUUUGGGGAUUUAGGUUAUGUUGCCCCUGAAUAUGCAAGAACUCUUGUGGCCACUCCAAAAGGAGAUGUCUACAGCUUUGGAGUCGUCCUUCUUGAGUUGGUCACUGGUGAAAGACCUACCCAUAUAACCAAAGCUCCUGAGACCUUCAAGGGAAGCCUUGUGGAAUGGAUUUCGCAGCUAUCAGAUGAUGGGAAACUUCAUGAUGCUAUUGACACAUCCUUGGUUGGGAACGGUGUUGAUAAUGAACUUUUCCAAUUUCUUAAAGUUGCUUGUAAUUGUGUAUUGCCAACUCCCAAGGAGAGGCCUGCCAUGUUUGAAGUAUACCAGCUCUUAAGAGCUAUCGGUGAACAAUACAAUUUCACUACCGAAGAUGAAAUUUCGAUGCCUUCAGAUACCAAUGAUGUCGGUUAUUUAGAGGAACUUAUAGUUGCUCGAUAAAUCAACAAGAAUAAGUGCAAAGAUAUGGGAUACGGUGAGUAUUUCUUGUUGUUUACGUUUAAUAAAGGGUUGAGAUUACAUGCACUUUCUAAUUAGGUCUGUGUCUUUUGUUUCAUAGUAGAAUACUUGAUUAGUUUCAUGGAGGAAACACUUCAGAUUCAUUACUAAGAUAUUCUUAUCUCCUUAAUUAGGCUUUCACCCUUAGUUACACCAAGGAAAUGCUACAUUGUAAAGUAAGAUCAAUUUAUAAUUAUGGAUUCUUGUUCUUAUUAUUCAUAAAUGUGAUAUUUUCAAGAAA